Aspergillus tanneri is the source of this 723-nucleotide messenger RNA. RefSeq lists its product as uncharacterized. Gene Ontology annotation, molecular function: hydrolase activity, hydrolyzing O-glycosyl compounds; carbohydrate binding. Gene Ontology annotation, biological process: carbohydrate metabolic process. The transcript has a single exon. NCBI's taxonomy places the organism in Eukaryota, Fungi, Ascomycota, Eurotiomycetes, Eurotiales, Aspergillaceae. The record is from RefSeq and is a predicted model, not a curated record. The coding region runs from base 1 to 723 and encodes 240 amino acids.
AUGUGGAUACCGGCAAGUGGGCUCUUGUUAGAGAGCCUCAUCCUCCCAACUCCUGUCAUCGCACAGGCAUCAGCCCUGACAAGCUCAUACGCCCCUCAGCAUACCCUUCCAGCAUCUGUGAAUGAGGCUCCUCCGGUGCUGCUUAACAUCCAAGACUCGCAGGUAGUGGACGCUCAGACAAUCUGUCCUGGAUAUAUUGCCACCAAUGUUCGAAACACAACCAACGGCUUCACCGCUACCCUCCACUUCGCCGGUUCGCCCUGCAACUUAUACGGCACAGACAUAGAGGCUCUCAAUCUUAAGGUAGAGUAUCAGGCAACUGACCGUCUACAUGUUGAGAUUGCGUCAGCUUUCAUUCAAGCAAAUAACAUCAGCCAAUAUAUUUUAUCGUCCAGCUUGGUUCCGAAGCCCCUAUCCGAUUCCGGCGUGCUACCCGACUUGGACUUUUCAUGGACGAAUAACCCGUCUUUUGGCUUCACAGUGAGCCGGAAAUCAACUGGCGAUCAGAUCUUCUCGACGAGAGGCACAAAAUUGGUAUAUGAGAACCAGUUUAUUGAGUUUGUAAGCGCCCUUCCGGAGAACUAUAACCUCUAUGGAUUGGGCGAAUCUAUCCACCAGUUUCGGCUAGGGAACAAUUUCACAAAAAAGUUCUACGUAGCCGAUGUUGGAAACGUCGUUGACGCGUACGGAGUCUUCCUUCUGCAUCUAACCCUCUGCAAUUAG